Thecamonas trahens ATCC 50062 is the source of this 1562-nucleotide messenger RNA. RefSeq lists its product as uncharacterized. Lineage: Eukaryota; Apusomonadida; Apusomonadidae. The coding region runs from base 162 to 1481 and encodes 439 amino acids. The record is from RefSeq and is a predicted model, not a curated record. The transcript has a single exon.
UACCACCAAGCAACACAACGGCUUGUCCUUUCCCCAAUCCUCGCGUCGCACCGGUCCGCUGCUUCGACACGUUGCGCACUCUUGUCACGGUCGCGCAGCUCACUUGAGCAAUUUGCUCACAAAGAUUGGCUUUCUAGCAAACGUUUAGCGCACCCUGAAUCAUGUUGCUCUUCAAGGGCGUCCGCGCCAUGUCUUCGCCAGAGCGAAUGUUGUACAUUGCAGUGGUCUUUACGCUCCUCCUCGCAAACAUACUGUAUGGCACGUACAACAUUCAGAAAUGGCUUGAUGCCCGGGACUCGCCGGCCACCUCGGCCACCGUCCGCAUCCGCAGUUCGGCGCCCGACGACAUCUUUGCAGCGAUGUGCUCGUCGCGCCCACUUCAGCCGAUUGUCGAGGGCGUGUGUCUCCAAGGAGCUUUCGAAGGGCCAUUGUUCGAGACGCAUGUGGUUCCGUGCAACGCCACUCGGUUCAGACUCUUUGGCUUUCAGUGUUUGGCCUUUCCGCUGCCGAAUCUGAGACAGGAGGACAGCAACCUGUUCUCGUACACAAUCGCCGGAUGGACGGCGGCGUGCCGGGCAUCGCACGAGGUGUGCCGAUCGGAGAAUGUGUACACGACGGUGUUUGAGAGCGCAAACGUGGAAUUCCUGACCUCGCUGCCGCCAGAGGCUCUCGAUGAGGCCAUCUCCUUCCCGCUCCCUUCACUCGGCUCGGCGUACCUCUCGAUUGGCAUCUCGACCACCAUCGAUCUCAAGGGCCGCGAGUCGACCAUCUUCCCCACCAAUGCUGCGCUCAUUCGCGACGUCGAUAGCGUGUUUGGGAGGAACACUUCCUUUGCCAUCGAGCUCAAUCGCUUCUCGUGGAAUCUCCGUGAGAAUGUGGUGACUCAGUUUAUCACCUACGACGGCUUUGACUUGCUCGGCGCCUCGGCCGCCCUCCUCUCGCUCUCCAUGGCCAUCUUUAUGUACCUCUUCCCCGGUACUGAGAGAGUGGCUCAGUACUUUUGCUUCAAGCGCCAUCGCCCGCCGACGGUGGUGCCAAAGUCCCAGCCAGUCGACAAGGAGGUCACGAUCGAGCUGCAUCUCUCGUCGCUCUCAUCCUCGUCGUCUUCGAACGUGCCGCCCACACGGAUCAUCACCGAACGAUCGAUGGCUGGAGCUGAACACCUGGCCUACAAAAGCCCGCGGACUCAUCAGCGGGUUCCUGGCCCGCUUCGGGUCGGCGACCUUCGCCUCAACGCCAGCAUGCCCGUCGCGCUAAUGGCGUCAUCGGAGCCAGCUGCUGGCCCUCGUGCGAAGGUCGUUGCUGACUCUCCCGAAAUGGUUUUCCACGUUCCGCCUGUCUGUAUCAACCGAUCGCCUUCGUGCCCGUCAUACUCGAUGUCACGCUCGCGGACGUCGCUUCAUUCCAACCCUAGCCCGCGCGGCAUUGUCGAAGGUCUGGAGCCCAAUGUUACCAUCCCGGCUGCGCUCACCUCCAACUGAGGACUUUAUGUACGCCCGGCGAGCCUGCAGACAAGGAAUCGCACAAACUUCGUUGAUACUCUCUUCCUAAACCGCGCGAUC